AUGGAUGAUACUGGAUGGGUAGUGGACGAAGCUACGGGAAUAGUGCCGCAUCUGCUUCCACCGCCCCUUCUCACUGACCAAGACCUUGUACCUCUCGGUGACGAAUGGCAAAAUGCUGUUCCUGGCAGAGAUCUUAUCAAGAAGACUGAUGGGACCUUUGAGCCGUUUUCAUCACCUUGGACUACGCGACAAAUUGUCCCGCCUUUGUCGAUAAACGACCGGAAUUUUUGGGCAAAGGUAUUACAUUUUACACUUGCUUAG
Messenger RNA from Cylicostephanus goldi, 261 nucleotides. The record is from the annotation of a GenBank genome assembly. Lineage: Eukaryota; Metazoa; Nematoda; Chromadorea; Rhabditida; Strongylidae.